This is a messenger RNA of Ruditapes philippinarum (Manila clam), 1687 nucleotides long. RefSeq lists its product as uncharacterized. NCBI's taxonomy places the organism in Eukaryota, Metazoa, Mollusca, Bivalvia, Venerida, Veneridae. The record is from RefSeq and is a predicted model, not a curated record.
GAAAUAAAAAGCGGGAAAACAAUCCAACAAAGUACCGUGACCCGGCUCUGUACAUGGCAAUGUUCACCAUGCUCACAGUUCCCACAGAAAAUGAAGAUGAAGUUUUUGGAUUUGAACUCGUGUUGUCAAGACCACUCACGUCCUACAUAAAAAUGAAGAACAAUGAGAACCAGGUAAUCUGGUUAUUACAGAAAUGUAGAAGGAAGGCAAGUGAUAGUCAUGGUUACGCAACAUUCCAGGACUUCCUGGACAAUCAGCAGUAUUCAGCAAAUGGUGUUCUACGAUAUGAGAAAAUCUUCGGUAGAACGUUUGUGAGCACUGGCGGACUUGAUACAACAAAGGAAUUUGUAUCACAGUUAGAUCUAAAGCCAGGACAGAUUGUGUUAGAUGUAGGAUGUGGUAUAGGGGGCAGUGCCUUCUACAUGGUCAAGGAGUUUGGUGUUAGAGUUGUAGCAAUAGAUUUAUCAUCUAACAUGAUCAACAUUGGGUUAGAACGAGCCAAGGAAGUGGGGGUGUCUGAAGAAGAAGUACAGUUUGAGAUUGCCGAUGCUACAAGACGGGAAUAUAAACCCGAGUCAUUUGACGUUAUAUAUAGUAGAGACACUAUUCUACAUAUAGCUGAUAAACUUGCAUUAUUUAAACAAUUCUUUAAAUGGUUGAAGGUAGGGGGCAAGGUAUUCAUCUCAGAUUAUUGUUGUAGCGAUGGUGAACAUUCGGAACAUUUCAGAUCUUAUGUUAAACAGAGAGGAUACAAUCUACUAUCACCUAGGAGAUAUGGGGAGGUUUUGGAAGCUGCUGGAUUCUCUAACGUAAAAGCUCAAGACAGGACAGAUUUAUUUGUACGAAGUUUAGAAAAAGAAUUGGUUGUGGCAGAAAGUGUUAAAAAAGAAUUCCUUCAGGAAUUUUCUCAAGAAGAUUUUGAUUAUAUUGUAAAUGGAUGGAAGGAUAAACUAAAUCGUACAACUGACCAGCGAUGGGGUGUUUUCUAUGGGGAGAAACACUGAAUUAUAUCUAAUGUUAUAUAGACAUAGUUAAUGGUGUUCAGCAAUGACAAGAGACCAUUAUUAAGACAUAUCAAAGGGCUUAAGGCACCUAGUCCUGGAAUUGAAUAUGCUGUUGAACAAGAUUUUUUCUGAAGGCUUGGGUGAGAGAUUUGAAUUUUUAACAACAUGAUGCAAAUAUUUUUUCUGUUUCUCUCAAUGCCUGCGUGACAUUUAUAAGCACUUCGAGGAGAAAUACGGUGAUUGUUUUUAAACAGUGAUUUUUUUUAAUGAUGGAAAAACCUGAAGUUUUUAAAGUGAUAUAAUAUUAUAUUUUUUUAUUCUUAAAUUGCUCAUUUUUAUGUGAUAGAAGGAUAUACCUACGUCUUGGUAUAUUUUCCAGUUUUAGGUCUGACUUUUUACUACACAAAUGUUUGUUCUAUUUAUAAUAUUUGAAAGGUGUAAUUAUGUUGUUGUUUUUUUUGUCAAUUAUUGCAAAUUGCCCCUAAUUUGGGUCGUCAACUUUGAUUUGCUAUUUAUUUGUUUUGAGUAUAAAAUAAACAUACAUCUUGUUUAUUCUUCUUCUUUUUUAAAGAAGUUGAUUGUUGAAUGUGUAAUUUUUGUCAAUAAUAUUGCAAAAUGUCUGUAUUUGGGUUGAUUGUCUGUAUUUGGGUUGAUUUAAAAAAAAUGUUUGUUUAUUAAGAUAU